Messenger RNA from Sorex araneus (European shrew), 3704 nucleotides. RefSeq names its product collagen alpha-1(I) chain-like. The transcript is spliced from 3 exons. The record is from RefSeq and is a predicted model, not a curated record. NCBI's taxonomy places the organism in Eukaryota, Metazoa, Chordata, Mammalia, Eulipotyphla, Soricidae. The coding region runs from base 26 to 1741 and encodes 571 amino acids.
GCAGGACCCUCGCCGGGUGCUCGGGAUGGAGCUCGGGGGGGUGGGCCGGGCCGGGGGACCUCGAGGUUCCAUCAGGCCGGCCAACCGCUGCCCCGCGCCACCGCCGCUGAGGUCCAUCCUGCUCCGGACCACAAACUUCACAGACGCCGGCGGAGACAAAGGUGCCGCGCGCCCAGGCUCCCCCGCUGCUCGGGCUCCGGGGUUCCGCGGCUCCGGCUACGCGCGGCCUUCCCGAGCGGGGCGCGCUCCGCCCCGCCUGGCCCUGGCCCUGGUCUUGGCGCGGGCGCGGGGCCGGGCGCGGGACGGUCCCCGCAGGGUCCUCGGCCGCGCGCGCAGCUCCAUCCCGCGCGGCCGCCGCGCCCCGCCUUAUAUCCGGCCCGCGCGCGCCCGGCCGGCGGCGGCGCGACUCGCGGCCCAGCCACCGGUUGCUAUAGCGAUGUCCCCCCCCCCACGUGUUGCUGCCAGCAAUUGGCUAAGGGGCCGCGGCGCUUCGCGCACCCGCUCCCGCCCGGCAUCGGGAGUGGACACCGGCCUUGUCAGUCAUCCCCGCGGCGCGGCCGCGGGCCCCGGCUCCGGCCCCGCUCUCCAGCCUUUUCUCUCCGCCGAGCGCUCGGCGGGGAAGUUCGGGCAGCCCCGGGCAGAGCGCGCGGCAGGCCCGGCGGGAACCCGCAGCGGGGGGUGGGGCGCCGACCGCGCCGUCGCUCCCACCUGCGCGGGACGGGCCUGGGGCUCGCGCGGAGGGCGGGCGGGACCGGCGGGCCGCGGUUCCCGAACCCGCGGGGAGAAGCGCCUCGGCCGCGCCGGGGAGAGUGAGAACUUUGCCACAGACGAUCCCGGCCAACUGCGGCUGCGACGUGGCUGCCAAGCGCGUAAAGCCGAGGCGCGGAGGCCGCGGGUCUCCCGGCGCGGCCGGAGCAGGGCCCCCGGGCCGCCACUCCCAGCGCGGACCCCCUUCCCAGGACCCGCGCACGGCUCGCCAGGCGUCUCCGAGCCCCGGAGGGUCUGGGCGCGCCUCCCGUUCCCUCCCCCACGCCGUCCUCCCCAGCCCGGGCCCCCGGAGAGGCCACAGGUGGGGGCACCCCCGGCGCUCCGCGCCCCCGCCAGCAGCCCAAGCGCGGCGCUGAAACGCAACAUCUGUGCGCACAAUGCGCGCCCGAGCCCACAGCUGCGGGAACAAGGGGAAGAAAGGCGGGGGCGAGCUCGUCAACGCCGUGACAGUCGGCGGAGCGCUCGCCCGUUCCUCCUCUCCUGGAAACCCCGGCGCCCUCCUCCCGGGCCCCUCUCCCGCCGCCGCUCCAUUGUUCCCAGCGCUCGGGACAGCUGGAGAGGCAGCGCCCCCGCCGCGCGCCCGCGCCCCUCCCGGGCGAGCCCCGCACCCCGCCCCCACUCCGCCGGCCCCCCGCGCCCGCGCCGCCCCGGACCCGCCAGCGCCCCGUCCCGGGCGUCAAGACAAGUGCCCGCGGGCCCCGUGGCAGGUCACCGGGGCGAGGGCGACCCCCCGUGCCCGCUCCCGCCGGCCGGUGGCUCGGCCUGCCCUCCGUCGCGGGUCAGGCUUGGGCAGCGCUCGGAAAGGCGGAGGGCGGGGAAGGCCAGAGGGGGACCCCCGCUCCUCGGGCCAGCCGCCCGCAGAGCCGCGCCCCAGCUCCACGCCCGGUGCGGAGGGGGCACUUCUGGAGAAACGUGCUUGAAGGACUGGUGGCCAGCAGGCAGGGGCUUUUCGACUUUCUUUUUCCAACUCUGAAACUGCAAUUACGACAGAAUAUGGGUUGUAUCAACAUUGCUUUCAAGCCUCACGAUCUCCAUGAAGUGAAUAUUAGGAGCAGAAACCUUCUCUAGUGACCCUGCAGGCGCUGGUGCCACACAGGAGGGUCGCCCCCUCCAGCUCAGCCCGCAUCUGCAUGUCACCCCAAGGCUGGGGCGAAGGGCCCCUGUGUCUUCAGAAGCAGGGACCAAGACCAGCCCUCUGUCCUGGCACCACUCUAAGGGCUGGAAGCUGCACAAUGGUAACCUCACCUAAAAAUGGAGAUUUUCCUGAUGCCUCCGGUCACUGUUCCCUUGCCAGUGGGGAAGAAAUCUUGUUCAGCCCUGCAUAGCAUGUUCCUCACAGCAGAGACACAGAGAUAGGAAGUGGAGGGGUGACAAGGAGAUGUGACAGGAAGACAAGACAGAAUGUGACCGGAAGAACAGGGAGAGUGUGACAGGAAGAUAGAGAAUGUGACAUGAAGAACAGGGAGAUGUGACAAAAAGAACAGGGAGUGUGACAAGAAGACACAGAGAGUGAGGCAGGAAGAACAGGGAGAGUGUGACAGGAAGACACAGAAAAUGUAACAGGAAGACACAGGGAGAGGUGAUAGGAAGAACAGGGAGAUGUGACAAGAAGACAUAGGGAGUGUGACAAGAAGAACAGGAAAAGGUGAUAGGAAGAACAGGGAGAGGUGACAAGAAGACACAGUGUGACAGAAAGAACAGGGAGAGUGUGACAGGAAGACACAGAGAGUGUGACAGGAAGACACAGAGAGCGUGACAGGAAGAACAGGGAGAGUGUCAUAGGAAGACACAGAGAGUGAGACAGGAAGACACAGGGAGAGGUGAUAGGAAGAACAGGGAGAGUGUGACAGGAAAACAUGGAGAGUGUGACAGGAAGAACAGGAAAAGUGUCACAGGAAGACACAGAAAGUGUGUGACAGGAAGAACAGGAAAAGUGUCACAGGAAGACACAGAAAGUGUGUGACAGAAAAAAACAGGGAGAGGUGACAGGAAUAUACAAAGAGUGAGGCAAGAAGAACAGGGAGAGGUGACAGGAAGAACAGGGAGAGUGUGACAGGAAGAUAGAGUAUGGCAAGAAGAACAGGGAGAGGAAACAGGAAGACAUAACAGUGUAGCAAGAAGAACAGGGAGAGGUGACAGGAAGAACAGGGAGAGGUGACAGGAAGAACAGGGAGAGCUGACAGGAAGAACAGGGAGAGGUGACAGGAAGAACAGGGAGAGGUGACAGGAAGAACAGGGAGAGGUGACAGGAAGAACAGGGAGAGGUGACAGGAAGAACAGGGAGAGGUGACAGGAAGAACAGGGAGAGGUGAGAGGGAAGAAUAGGGAGAAGUAAGUGACAGAGACUCAGGCAGAAGUAACAGAAAUUACAGGGAGAGUUAACAGGACAACCAGGGAGGGGACAGGAAGACGCUGGGAGAGAGGUGAGACCCAGAGGAGGUGAGAAGGGGACAGAGAAGAGCGACAGGCGGGCGAUGCAGAGGCGCCACAGCCCCAGCAAUGCUGUGUCUGGACAACAGGGGUGAAGAGGAACGGCCUGCUGGAGCCUGAGCCGUGCCGGGAGGAUGCCACGAGAGGCGUUGCUCACCGCCGCGGCCCCCGGCUGAGCCAUCCUGAAAAUCCCCAGGAACCACCUGACUGAAGCUUGAGGAACUUUCACCUCAGCUCACUGAGGCGUGCUCCCUCUGCUCCUGGGGCUGUGACCCGAGCAAGUCUCCACGCGUGUGGGCCCAUUCCACAGAAAUGAGGCAUUACCAGUCGGCUUACUUUUCGUGCAUUACGCUUUUUCUUAUAUAACUAACGCAGAUCAAAAGCAUGUAUCACAUGGUAAAUGAAGCAAAGUCAGUACCUGCCUUUAUCAAUGUUUAAAAGCACAAUCACGUGCAUUUAUAGUAAAACUUGAAAAAACAUACCAAUAAUUCCCCCCCUUUUCUCUC